Messenger RNA from Frieseomelitta varia, 2262 nucleotides. RefSeq lists its product as uncharacterized. NCBI's taxonomy places the organism in Eukaryota, Metazoa, Arthropoda, Insecta, Hymenoptera, Apidae. The coding region runs from base 1798 to 2247 and encodes 149 amino acids. The record is from RefSeq and is a predicted model, not a curated record. The transcript is spliced from 2 exons.
UUUGGUGUCAAGAUACGGCUGACAAUCGGUUCGAUGUUUCGUCACGGUGUAACACGCUAAUUACAAUUAUUAUCGUUGGAUCGCACCAAGCAAUCAGAGUACUUAAACCUAGUCAGCAGAGACUAAUCUUCCUUUUUUCGUUUCUAUUAGAAACACGUUGCGCAAAAAGUCGCGAGAUUUGGAAGGGACGUGUAAAGCGAUUGGACAGAUCAGACGUCAUGCGGUGACGUGUUCGUCUCGAUGGCGCCGAGAGAAAGACGCGGUACUUUCGAAAAGAGUGACUGCAAAACCGCGGUUUGUCUAAUUGGACGAAAAUCGAAGAGGGAAGGCUGAAGGAUGAUUGUACCCGUGUCGUUGUCACGUGACCCGUUCCCAGCGGUGAGACAACCGUGUUCGUUAACCAAUGUCACAAUGUACCUGCGGCGAGCGCGCAAGAGCGCAGGUAGUAUAUGUGUGUAUCCUUUCCCGUGUGCCCCUUCCUCGCGGAAGGACAAAGCGGCUUCGUCGGUUCCCGUUACGGCAGCACUUGAGUCGUGGCCGGCGAAAGAAAGGCGGAACGCCGGGAAAACCAGCGAAUCUGGCGGGGGGCCGUGGAGCACCCAGCGUGUGCGGAGAAUUCGCUUGAAACACAAAAGUCUCGAAAGAAAAGGCGAUCAAUCCUUGCGUAUACGUCGUGUUCGAGUGCCGAAGUGAACGCUCCCAGGGUACACACUGACGUGCGUCGCGUGUUCACCGCGCAUGAUCCGCCGAGUAGGAGAGCCACCCUCAUUUUUUCUAAUUACUUUAAUUACGAAAAGCAGGCUGCUCGCCGUUCUGCCUUGGUGUUUCGGUGUUCCUCGAGAGGCACCACGGUGCAACGCAACAUUGACAGAAUCUAACGGAAAAUGGCGGACCUCGAAUCGCAUUGGGCGAAUUAGAUUCCGUGAUUUGUUGCGCGUUCGUGUGAGAACCAGUGGAUUCGCCCGUGACGAAGGAGGUGGAAGAAGGGUCCUGUUGAUCCUGCAAAUGGUGCAAUCCCGGAUCGUGACGCCUCCUGGAUAACUCGUGGGAACGACGUCUCUGAAUGGAAGUGGAUCAAAGGAAAAGAAGAACCGGGGAAAACGGCGAUGUGGUCGACGAUAGGUAGCAACGUGCGAAUAUACUGCGUAACGGAUAGUUGACGCGUGAUAGGUCCCCGUUACCCUCGGUGGUAUUCGGUGCUCGCUUGGUCGAUGCGUGCGCGCUUGUCCGCGCCGGAGAUCGAGAAAGUUUUCGUCGGCCGAGCGUCCCUUCUCGUUCGUAGCGAUUAUGCUACACGACGAUCUAUUCUACGGAAACGUUUGCAAAAAAAAAAAGAAGUGAAGCGGAGAGAAAUCGGAAAUAAGGAGAGCCGGUGAACUAGAACGAAAGGCGGAGGUAGUAGCAGGCAAUAGAAAAUUCUGGUUGGUGGCCGCGAAACGAAGAAGGAAUCGUCAGCGGAGGAUCGGUGCGCUGGAUCGUUGGAAGUGGUAGAGUGAAUCGCGGCAAGUGGAAGAAGGAGCGACGAAGUGGCGAAACACGAGAACCAGAGAGAGAAGGAAAAUAUCAUCUCGGAGAUGAAAAUCGGUGUACCGUGGUUCUCUGGCGAGUCGGCUGCUUGCUAAAAGGUAGUAAGAGGAGGCCAGUCCGAAUGGGAGUAGCGACGAUUAGACGGUGGUCGGUUCCUACGGGCUGUCGUGGUCGUUGUGGCAACGGGAACGAAGGUGAAGAAGGCAGCUGUCGUCCUCUAAUCGGGUCGCGGAAGAAUCGGACGCGUUACAGUGAUUCGGUGAAAGAAGGAUGAUGACCACUACCGGAAGAUACGGCGCUAUGGAAAUGAGACAUUCGAGGAGCGAGGAUCUACUCGGCGUAAUCUCCGGCUCGCGGUCCCCGAGCCCUAACGUGCCUCUGCCCAGCACCGCGUCCGAGGACGACCUUAUCGCGGCCAGCGCCCUCCACGAGGCCACUGACUCUGUCGUAAAGCCAGCGUGCCCCUUGUUGUCCUCGAGGGUUGCUGGACCGCCGGGUUUUCUAGCGGAUCGCAUCGAUCCCGAAGACUCCAUCCGAGACAUCGUCACUGAAAAUGACCUCUACAGGUUCGUGUUGUUCAAACGUCACUACGACAAGUACGUUGCCCUGGCGGCCAAGUACGAGGAAGCCAAAGGCAUCGCUUACUACUUGGAGGAACGUUAUCACGAGGUGAAGGUACGUUGCAGAUGUAUCGGUGAGUUUUCAUUCGCACAACGGUAAUGGUGUCUUAAUUGC